Molecule: messenger RNA, 1260 nt
Organism: Anopheles marshallii
Lineage: Eukaryota; Metazoa; Arthropoda; Insecta; Diptera; Culicidae
Product: thyroglobulin-like
Exons: 7
Coding region: 1-1260 (419 amino acids)
Biological process (GO): cell-matrix adhesion
Cellular component (GO): basement membrane
Source: RefSeq, a predicted model, not a curated record
AUGUACCGAUUAUCCAACACGAUCAUUUUGGGGCUAUUUACGAUCGUUUCGCUAACAGCAGCACAGCUCGAAUUGGCGAAGAAUUACGUUUGCACGGAAGAUUUCUGCGAUAACUAUCGCGAAAGCAAUGAAUGUGACGCACUGAAGACGGCCUGCAGGGCACAGAAUGCGACGCAUAAUGGAAUCAUCUUUCCGUCGGCAACGCCUUGCUCUUGCUGCAAGACUUGCGUGGAGAAUCUGAAGCUCGGCGAUGAUUGUUCGGUGGGUGGAUUGGGCUACCCGGUACCGGCGGGGAUCUGUGGUCCUGGGUUGUACUGUAAGGUGGCGGAAGGAGAUGAACAUCCAACAUGUCAACCGAUGCUGGAGUCGAGCAAGUGCUAUACCGCUCAGAAGAAGUUUGACGAUCAACGCCAGGAGGGACUCAUUGGACAUUUGAUGCAGCGACCAGAGUGUGAUGGGGAUGGCAACUUCCUGCCCGUGCGGUGUAUUCCAGGACAGACAUGUUACUGCGUUGAUGAGGAUGGUAAGCGAAUAUUCGGAGAAACUAUCCACACUGCCAGCAUUCAGAUUUCAAUGCGAUGUGAGUGCUCUCGGUUAGCGGCAAAGGCACGAACGCUACUCAACUCUCAGUAUCCAGUGCUUACGUCACGCUGCGACUCGAAAGGCUCUUUCGAUCAACUGCAGUGCGUGGACGACAUGUGUGUCUGCGUGGACAUGCACACCGGUCGUCCAACUUCUGACCUUCGAAACGUUACCCGCGGACUUUCGAGUCUUCCGUGCUUCGAUAAACGAUUGCACGAAAACACGACCUACCUGAGGGACUGUGAAAAUGUGAAGAUUUCGCAAAUAUACGACAUCAGCAAGUACGCCACGGAAGACUACAACGUGCUCGAGUUCGAUCGUGACAUCUGUCAACCGGAUGGAUACUACGAUCGCAUUCAGUUGCACCCGACCGGUGGUUACAUGUACUGUUCCGACAAGGACGGUGCUCCGAUCGAUGACUACCGGGCACCGCUAAGUUCACGGCUCGCCGCGACCAUGAACUGUAAGUGUGCGAGGGCGAGGAAGUUGCUGAUAGACAGCAAAAGCCUAGAGAUCCCGGAGUGCUGUCCGAAUGGGAACUACAAACGGUUGGCUUGUCGACGGGGCGAGUGCUACUGUGUGGACGAGGAUGGCGGCCAGGUUGGAAUCGAGCGACCGGAAAAGGACAAACAGAAGCUACCGUGCUAUAACGAUGGAGAUUACUGUCCCCUGGCUUGA